AUAAUAAUAAUAAUAAUAAUUCAAUAAUAAAGGAAAAAUCUCUUGGACGAGUUGUCAAGACACUCUUCACACACACAAAACAUCAACGAAAGCAAUGGAGAAAAAUAACACACUAAAUGAAUGUCAUGUCCUAAGAACAGAGAUGAUAAUAAACAGAGUGUACAUGUUGUUCCUUGGAAUUGCAUUAUCAGCCAUUGUUCACUACAGGCUCACUAAACUAUCCCAAAUCAUCAAAACAAGAGAAACUCCCCUUCUCCCAUAUACCCUUAUCUUCAUCUCUGAGCUUGUUUUGAUUUUCCAAUGGGCCUUGCACCAGGCCUUCAGAUGGAGGAUUGUGACCCGAACUGCAUAUCCCGAAAGACUGCCUGCAAACAAUGAUGAGUUUCCGAAUAUUGACGUGUUUAUAUGUACGGCUGAUCCGAGUAAGGAGCCUUCUUUAGGGGUUAUGAAUACGGUUAUAUCGGCCAUGGCUCUCGAUUACCCAAAAGGAAAGCUUUCGGUUUAUGUUUCGGACGAUGGAGGCUCGUCUGUGACUUUGGAAGCCAUGAGAGAGGCUUGGAGGUUUUGUAAGUGGUGGCUGCCUUUUUGUACUAAGUAUGAGGUGAAAAAUAGGUGCCCGGAAGCUUAUUUUUCGGGAACCGAAAGUGAGGGAGGUGGGUUUGUGGAUGAGAAGAUGGAGAUCAAGGUGAUGAAUGAUGUGGAUGGUGACGUCACGUACUCCGGGCAACAAGAGAUGCCACUUCUUGUAUACGUUGCUCGCGAAAAAAGGCCUUCUCAACCACACAAUUUCAAAGCUGGAGCAGUUAAUGCCCUUUUUAGGGUGUCUGCUCUUAUAAGCAAUGGUGGAUAUAUUCUUCUACUGGAUUGUGACCAUUAUUGCAAUGACCCAACUUCUGCCCGACAAGCAAUGUGCUUCUUUCUCGACCCUAAAGUCUCCCCAAAACUAGCUUGGGUUCAAUUCCCUCAGAAAUUCCAUAAUAUUAGCCACCAUGAUCUUUAUGAUUGUCGCCUACUUUACUAUUGGCGAAGAUGGCUCGGCAUUGAUGGAAUAGAAGGACCAUUCAUAUCUGGUUGCAACAUGUACUUGAAAAGGGAAGCAGUAUAUGGAAGUAAAAACAUGAAAAAUGAUUUCAAUAUCAAUGAUAUGAAGAAGUCCUUUGGCCCAAGCAACGAGUUAAUAAAGUCGAUUUCUAUUUACAAAAACUACAAGCCAGUAUUAUCCGAGCACAGGAAAAUUGGUAUCGCUCUAGAAAACGAAGUUCAACUAGUAGGAUUCAUAUAUAAUUCGGUUGUGGAGGAUGUUAUCACAAGUGAAUAUUUACAUUGCCAAGGUUGGUUUUCUGUGUUUUUGGACCCUGGCAGGCCCUGUUUUCUGGGCUCGUGCCCCACAAGCCUGAACGACGUUUUGGUCCAACAGGGAAGAUGGGCCCUUGGCCAAAUGCAGAUUUCAUUUUCUAAAUAUUUUGCUCUUACGUACGGUAGAGGAAAGAUGUCCGCCCUUCAGUGCAUGUGUUAUGCAGCCCUCACAUUGGACUCAAUCUAUGUUUUUCCCUUUUAUUCUCUCUCCAUUGUACCUCAAAUAUGUCUACUACAUGGCAUAUCUCUUUAUCCCAAGGUUUCCGAUCCAUAUUUCGUUGUGUUUGUCUCGGUAUUUUUGGGCUCACAGAUCAAACAUAUUCAAGAGGUUAUGUUUUACGGCGAUUCAAUUUGGAUAGCUCUUUAUGAAUUGCGGAUGUGGAUGAUGAAGUCGGCUACGUGUUACUUGUAUGCAGUUGUGGGUGCAUUGUUUGAUAACUUGGGCUUGCAUAAUGCACAUUUUGCGCUAACAAACAAGGUUGUUGACCGUGAAUCAGAAAGGCGCUUCAAGAAAGGCAUCUAUGAUUUCCAAGGAUCGCCUAUGGUUAUUGCUCCUAUUUGUAGCUUGUACAUAAUUAAUUUGGUUUCGUUCACUUUUGGGGUAGUGAGGAUCGUCCGAGGUCACGAGGCUAGUGAAGUUUUUGCGCAAGCUUUAAUCUCGUUGUUUGGGGUGAUUGUGAAUUAUCACGUGUUUGAAGGGAUGUUGUUGAGGAAGGAUAAUGGUCGGGUUUCACCAUCGCUAUCUCUCCUUUGUGCUGUAAUUGCCACAUUCAUGUUGUGCUUUGGAUCCCUAAUCCUCAUGUUCUAAGUUAGUGGAAAUUUGUAUUCGAUCACUUUGAUUUGAUUAAGUGUAGUAUGUUUAAAACUGUAUUGUUGAGGGUGAUUGAAGUAUGUUAUGGUAAGACUUGUUGAGUUUUUUAUAUUGUUAAAAAUCACAUUUAGAUGUGAUUGUUUUGAUUUAUA
Molecule: messenger RNA, 2319 nt
Organism: Striga asiatica
Lineage: Eukaryota; Viridiplantae; Streptophyta; Magnoliopsida; Lamiales; Orobanchaceae
Source: the annotation of a GenBank genome assembly